GAGGGGAGGGGAGGGGAGGAGAGAGCGAGGAAUCGGGUAUAUAAACCGCUGGGCUGCUUGCAGUUGGUGGUGAUAUGUGUGGCUCGCCUAUGCAUGGGGAAACGAUGCAUUUCCUCUUCACUUCCUUUUCCCUUUCAAUGUAAAAUAUUAGAGAGAGAAAAAGGGCCUUUAAUGGCUCUCAGGGAGAAGGCGUGAUUAACCAGAUCAGAGUGAAGAGCGAGCACCAGGCUUGAAUGACUGCUAGCUGUUAUUAAUACACCAAACAGAAGAAGCCAUUAAACCAUUCUCAUUUUUAUCUGUACUAAACCCACAUUUCUCCUAUUUUCUCUUUCCUUUUUCUCUAUAUUAGAUCCACAUUUCUCAUAUCCAUCGAACCCAUAUUUCUCCUCUGGUUUCACUUCUGAGUUCUCCAUUGAGCCCAUAUUUUUAUGCCUCUCUCAUUUGUCAUUUCUCCUCCAUUAAACACACAUUUCCAAUACUUUUUCUUCAUCUCCCUUUUCUCUAUUAUUCGUAUAUUUCUCCCUUUUUUUUCUUGUAAUUCUUCCUCAUUGAGGCAUUGAACCCAUAUUUCCCCUGUUUUUGCCUUUUCAUUCGUCUCCAUAAAACCCAGAUGUCUCCUCUCUCUCUCUUUUACUGUUAGGCUUAGGGUUCUGAGUUUUUGAAAUGGAGAUGGUGAGCGAAGAGGAAUUGGGCAGAGUCACCUAUGAAAUCUUUACAAAACUUGAAAAGAAAUGGCUCUCAGGCUGGCUCAACAAAGAAGAAAAAAACACAGAAGAGAGAAAAAUUAGGAUUCUUAGCAUUGAUGGAGGUGGUCUCAAGGGCUUGAUAUCAGGCCAAGCCCUAGUUUAUUUCGAGAAAAAGCUCAAGGAAAAAUCCGGAGAUCCAGAUGCUCGGAUUGCAGAUUUUUUCGACGUAAUCGCCGGAACCGGUAUCGGUGGCGUUUUCGCCUCCAUGUUAUUGGCUGACGACGGUAAUGGCCGCCCGCUAUUUGCUGCAGAAGACGCCGUUAAAAUCAUAGCGGAAAAAAUCAGCAAUAUUUUCAGGCCAAGUGGAUUUUUCCGGCGGCGCUGGCCGAGCCGCCGCUUCGAUGGGCUCCUCAGGAACCUCCUCAGCCGAGCCGGUCGACCGAUGACUCUUCGUGACUCGCUCAAGCCGCUCCUUAUCCCUUGCUAUGAUUUGAAUAGUGCGGCUCCCUUUGUUUUCUCCCGAGCCGAUGCAGUCGAGUCGAAAGGAUUUGACUUCGAGUUAUGGCGCGUGUGCCGAGCCACUUGUGCCACACCAAACCGGUUCAAGCCGGUUCAUCUCUCCUCGAUGGAUGGUCGCACGGGCGUGACGGCCAUAGACGGUGGGCUCGUUAUGAACAACCCGUCGGCGGCCGUUGUAACGCACGUGUUACAUAACAAGAGGGAUUUUCCCAAGGUUAACGGGGUGGAGGAUUUAGUUUUGCUCUCGCUUGGGAACGGGGGUUUCCGGACCCCGGGAAAACUUACUGGCUGCCGGAAGUCGUUUUCCGGCGAAUGGGGGAAGGGGGUGGUGGAGAUUGUGUUGGAUGGCGUGUCGGAUACGGUGGACCAGAUACUUGGAAACGCAUUUUUCCGGAACCCUCAGGACUAUGUCAGGAUUCAGUUUUUCAAUGCAGUGAUGUUUGCCCUUGGUCUUGCUCAAAAUGCCCACAAACGUGGACCUCUCUCGGCUGGGGAACGGUUUCUCAGCGUCAAAAGAGGUUGACGCGUCAGUUAACGGCGUUAUCGCUCUGGUCUCGGCAGGGGAGGGAAUGUUGAGGGAGAAAGCGGUGGAGACGUUACCGUUAGGGGGUAAGAGGCUUCUAACGGAGACUAACGGCCAACGCCUCGAUAGCUUCGCUAAACGACUCGUUGAAUCGACCAAAGCCGUUCCUCUGAGCCCCUCCAAAGCUAACGCCGACAAACCCGCCGGCUAAGACCACCUACGACUUUCUCUCUCUAGAUUAUAUGUCCCUCUUUCUCUCUCUCUAACUUAAGCCUAACUGCAGUUUUUGGUACCUAUGGUUGCUUAACCAACCCACGACUGGGAUUGUAGAGUGUCUUGCUCUCACUUAUUGUAAUAAAAUUAGUAGUUUAUUUAAUCAUGGUUUUGUACA
Messenger RNA from Amborella trichopoda, 2119 nucleotides. RefSeq names its product PATATIN-like protein 9 (gene PLP9). Gene Ontology annotation, biological process: lipid metabolic process. The record is from RefSeq and is a predicted model, not a curated record. NCBI's taxonomy places the organism in Eukaryota, Viridiplantae, Streptophyta, Magnoliopsida, Amborellales, Amborellaceae.